AUGGUUCGCGUUACUGCACCUCAAACAACAUCUACUAUAAUGCCUACUGAUCCAGAGGAACAAACAAUAUUGAAUGAUUCAGCUGGAACAAUGGUUAGUAGUGGACCACCUCCUAAUGAUUUUCUCAUACAUCCUAAUAUCAAUUUAAUCGAAGGAAUAAAUCGAGACUAUGAAAUUCCAAAUUUAUGCACAUAUAAAAAAAUUGAAGCAUUACUUGAAAAAAUGCAAGAUGAAAAUACUGGCCUACCAAUAAAAUCUGUCAAAAGUUUUAUGUCAAAAAUUCCUAGUGUUUUUACCGGUGGAGAUUUAAUACAAUGGAUUUUGAAGACACUCGAUGUCGAUGAUACUACUGAAGCUUUGCAUUUAGCCAAUCUUAUGUCAUCUUGUGGCUAUAUUUUACCAAUUGAAGACCAUGUAUUAACAGUAAAAAACGAUGGUACUUUCUAUCGAUUUCAAACUCCUUACUUUUGGCCAUCGAAUCACGGCGAACCCGAUAAUAUUGAUUAUGCUGUAUAUUUAUGUAAACGAACGAUGCAAAAUAAAACUCGAUUAGAAUUAGCUGAUUAUGAAGCAGAAAAUUUAGCCCGACUGCAAAAGUUAUUUGCUCGUAAAUGGGAACUUAUUUAUAUGCAAGCCGAAGCACAAAUAAAAGUUGAUAAAAAACGUGAUAAAGUUGAACGAAAUGUUCUUGAUUCUCAAGAGCGUGCUUUUUGGGAUGUUUAUCGACCAGCACCUGGUUGCGUUAAUAUGAGUGAACAAGAUAUUAAAAAAUUAAUGCGACGAAAAGCAGCAUUUUUAAGUUCUCAUCCAUUAUCGGCAACUAUAAGAAAGUGGUCAGCAGCAUCAGCACCGAACACAGGCCCAGCGUCUGCGCUUGCAGCUGCUGCCAAUAAAAAUUUCAUAACAAUGACUGUUGGAUUAUUGUCAACAGGACCAACAGCUACAACAAAUCAAGCACACAAUCGACCAACAACUUUACGAGAAUGUGAUGAAGCAGCGUUAAUUGAUCAAUUAUGUCAUGAAAUUGAAUUUCUUAAACGUCGUAUUGAUAGACGAUGUUUAAGAACGUCAAAAGUUUGUGAAAAUUAUGUUUCAUAUUUUGAACAAUAUGCAGAAUUUGAUCCAUUUAUAACAUCAUGUGAACCAUCAAAUCCUUGGAUAGUUGAUUCGAUGGAUCUAUGGGAAUUAGAAAAAUUGGGUAAUGCUAAAGAAAUUUCAUCACGACGUGUUAAACGAUGGGGUUUUUCAAUAAAUGAAUUACUAAAAGAUCCGAUUGGUCGUGAUCAUUUUAUGAAAUUUCUUGAUAAAGAAUAUUCAAGUGAAAAUUUAAGAUUUUAUGAGGCAUGUAUACAAUUACGUUUUCAUACUUCACAAAAGGAUGUACUUAAAAGAGUACAUGAGAUUUAUAAUGAAUUUCUUUCACCAGGUGCUUAUUAUUCAAUUAAUAUUGAUCAACGUGUCAUGAAUGUAACAAAAAAUAACAUGACACAUUUUCCUAGUCGAUACACAUUUGAUGAAGCUCAGGAUCACAUCUUCAAUUUGAUGAAUCGUGAUACAUAUGCUCGAUUUUUACGUUCUGAAGCUUAUAAAGAAUUAUUAUUAGGUGGAAAAAAGAAAGUACGUAAUAGUCUAUGA
Rotaria sp. Silwood1 is the source of this 1635-nucleotide messenger RNA. Lineage: Eukaryota; Metazoa; Rotifera; Eurotatoria; Philodinida; Philodinidae. The record is from the annotation of a GenBank genome assembly.